AUGGAUACACGAAAACAGCGAAAAUUGAGAUUAGAAAGGUUGGAAGGAGGAACGGGGACACCACCAACAUCGCUUAUAUUAAAGAAAAAAGAUUUUAGUGGAAUUAUCACUGCAGAAGGAGAACCAAAUUUACGACACACUUCGCCUCUACAAGUCUGCCCACCACCACCUGGACCAGUUGCAUUUCAAAGGUUCUCUCCACAGCAGCAACAACAACGCCAACAACCGGAUUAUAAUGUCUCCCUUACCUUCCAGCCUUGA
Molecule: messenger RNA, 261 nt
Organism: Echinococcus granulosus
Lineage: Eukaryota; Metazoa; Platyhelminthes; Cestoda; Cyclophyllidea; Taeniidae
Exons: 2
Coding region: 1-261 (86 amino acids)
Source: RefSeq, a predicted model, not a curated record